Chaetomium globosum CBS 148.51 is the source of this 633-nucleotide messenger RNA. RefSeq lists its product as uncharacterized. Lineage: Eukaryota; Fungi; Ascomycota; Sordariomycetes; Sordariales; Chaetomiaceae. Bases 1 to 633 code for a protein of 210 amino acids. The transcript is spliced from 3 exons. The record is from RefSeq and is a predicted model, not a curated record.
AUGUUGUCGUCGAGGCAUGUGCCCGUGAGAGUUGCGGUACAUGACCAAGAGAUCUAUGAGUGGGGCAUUCCAGCACACCCAGGCAUCUCAUCCGAACGACCACCAUCCAUCUCCAAAUCGUUCAAAUCCCAGAUUGAACGAGUACACCUGGAAACCACACCCACUUAUAAACACUCCCAAACCAUCAAACCGCCCACCUCAACCACCCCAAAUCCAUUCCCCGAUCAACAAAAACCCCUCCCUCCACAAAGACGAAGAUGGGCAACCUCUGCAGCAGCGAGCGCGAUCCCUUCUCGCAGCCCGGCCGGCCCCUCGGUAGCACGCCGCCCGCACCCACCUCGGCCUCGGUGCCCGCCGCCGCCAAAGCGCCCCGGGAAAGUAGGCGGCCCACCCCGGACACUCGGCGGCAACAGCACACCCGGGUCCGGCUCCACAGCCGCCGACGAUGCCCGGGCGCGCGCCGCCGCCGCCGCAGAGGAACGCCUCCAAAAGAGCAAACAAGGGGGCAAGCUCAAGGCACAGCUCAACCAGCAGCGCGGCAUGACCGAUGCCCAAGCGCUGCGGGAGGCCAGCGAGACGGAGCAGCGGCAGCGGGAGCUGGACCAGAGUGCCAGUGCUUUGAGGCAUUCGUAG